UGGCUUUCGCUACGACUCUCUCUAUUAAUUCAAUUUCUAGAACUGGUCGAACUUUCACUUAAUGGAACUGAUGGUGAUGAUAACAUAGGAAAAGACUGCUGUCACCAGUAAACGAAAUGUUUCCAUCGUUCAAGAAAGCCUUUACUCUUUUAAUCGUCGUAACUGCCGCUUCGAUUACUUAUACACUGCUGAAAACGGAUUUAUCUUCCCUUCUUAAUCAAAUGUUUAGAAACCAACGAUCAGAUCUCAGUGAGUAUCUUUCUUUGGAUUUAAACGAGAACUCAGAUGAACUCGACGCUUCGCUAUCUUCAAUCAAAUGCAAGCCAUACAGGUUAGACAGAGUUGAUUAUGAACAAGCCUAUAAAUAUUAUGGAAAACCAGACAAAGAAGAAAGAAGAUGCGACGACGUUCAUUUCCCAGACAUCUGUGCGUUCUAUGUAUCCAAAUUUGGAGAACAUAAACUGUCAUGUGACUCAAAGGUUUGCGGCUCAUCACGUGUUCAAAUGGGCUGCAUAAAUCCAAAUAUGGGAAAAAUUUCUGAAUGGACGGAUUUAUCAAAGGAAACUAUAGUUACUACGAUGGAAAAAGCUGUGGAAACGAGUAGGAAAAACGGGUUUGGAUUUCUGUUUCUUAGGUGUGGAAAUAUUCUUCAGGUCCUAACCUUUCCGCCAGUGUUGCAGGAAGUUGAAGGUGGCGACAACAGGAAACAGAUCAGUGUAAAUGUGAUCAGCAUGGAUUCUCUCUCCAGGCCACAUUUUUACCGAAGUCUUCCGAGAGCAGUCGAGGCUCUACGCAAGAUAAGAAAUAAUUUUAAAAUCAGUGCCACCGCCCUAGACUUUCAGAAUUUCCAGGCUAUCGGAGAACAAACUUUUGACAAUUUGAGGCCGUUUUUUUGUGGUGUUGUAAAAGAUGACAACAUUCUUACUGACACCUUCAGGACCUCAAAGUAUUCUUUAGGCGUAGAGGUCUUGUAUGGGACUUUUAAGAAAUGGGGCUACCAGACGCUUUUUCAAGAGGAUCUCGUUUGGUUUGACUAUUGGGGAAUCAUCCUGACAGACCUUGAAUUAAGAUCAAAGCCGACUGUAGAUUCAGGAUUCGUGGCAAGGUGGACUGAAUUCAAAGAAAAGAUGAGUAAGAAAAACAUCGAUGAUUUUGGCAUGACGCAUUUUUCUGGGCCAUUACUGAACCUAAGAUACGGUGAAACAAACCAUUUCGAAAGUCCCCCCAAAGUGUGCUUAAAUGGUCAGUUCUUCAGUAAAUAUUUUAUGGAUUACAUACAGACGGUUCACACCGCCAUUAACAACGAUUCUCGGACCAAACCACUAUUUUCGUUCAUUCACUUCAACACGGGACACGAACAUACUGGUCAGCGGAUUAGAAACACGGACGCCCAUUUAACAAAGUUCUUGACCAACAUGGCUAAAUUGCCGAACACUCUCACUAUGUUAGUUUCUGACCAUGGAAAUAAAAAUACGCGGUACAGCUACAAGACUGAGGUAGGAAAGAGAGAAGUUUAUGACCCAAUUGCUUUUAUGAUCAUUCCCGAUGGUGUCGCGAGAAGUCUGGGCGAGCAGAGGAUGGCUGCCUUGGCAGAAAAUCAAAGACGGCUUUUCACUUUUCUAGACGUACACAGAGCACUUAUGAGUUUAAACGAUCCGAAGAAAAUGCAUUCACGAGAUCCUCUGGUUGCAGGCAUAUUUGCAGUCUUACCCGCGAGUCGCACAUGUUCAGACUUGGACCUUAUGCCACAAGCCAGAUGCAAGUGUGAAAUCAGCGAAAAUUAUAAUUCGGUAGAAGACAACUCGGACAGUCUAAAGUGGUUGGCAGAAUUUGCCGUUGGAGCUUUAAACGAAGCCAUACAAAAACAGCAUAUGGGAGGUGAAGUUGAUAAGCAGUUGUCAUCGAACAAAUAUGGAUUCGGAAACUGUCAGCGUCUGGUGGGAAAAUCUUUUGCAAACAUUGCACAACUCUCUCAAGGAGACAAUGUUACCACGACAAUGGAUUUACGCGUAGUCCCUCCGAAUGGACACAAAGAGGAUGAAAUUUUUAAGGUUUCUGUCAAGCAGCAGGCUAAAACAAAAGACAAAGUUUGGUUAACGAGUUUCAUCCGGGUCUCUAGGUACAGCAAAUUUAAGUCAUGCGCAGAUAAGUCAGUUGACAUUAAGCUGUGUGCAUGCGUCACACAUCAAACCGCUGAAGCUAUGAACAGCAGUGAAAAGCUUGUCAAUGUCGCCAUUCCAACCGAAAUGUUUGGUUCAAAAACUAUCAUAAAAGACCUCCACUCAAGAUGUCUCUUAAUCCUCAGACGAAAUCACGGAAUAUUUUCUUUCGCGCUGGAAGUAACCAACGUGUGUUUAAACAGAACUUACAAAACUGAAUUAGCCGGCUCUUCAAGAGAAAUAGUUACUUCCAAUAAACUGCCUAUUAAUCUUGAGAUAAGUCCAAGGACGUUUUAUUUCUUGACAUCAGUGAAAAGAGAAACCUCUACAGAAAUUAUUUCUUUGAAAUUUUAUGCAAAUGUGAAAGUCAGGUUUGCUAACUUCGACGAGUUUAAGGAUUUGGGCAAAAUCGACGUCUUGUGA
Molecule: messenger RNA, 2582 nt
Organism: Pocillopora verrucosa
Lineage: Eukaryota; Metazoa; Cnidaria; Anthozoa; Scleractinia; Pocilloporidae
Source: RefSeq, a predicted model, not a curated record